AUGGAUGUCUGUGUAGCUGUCUGUGGUUGUAUGUGUGCUGUCUGUGCAACUGUCUGUGGGUGUUUAUUUUCCAUGGCGAAUAACGACCAAAACUUUCGUUUGCAUUCUAUCCAGAACAAUCAUUCUCCAGAUAGCAUUGAUCAUCGUUAUUCUGAUAUGUUUUCUUUAUUUCCUUCAUCCUCACGAAAUGCUCAUUUUCAUCAAGAUACAAAUAGCGGACAUUCUCAUCGUCAAACACGAAAUAUGAAUGAUAAUUCGUUUCGUUAUCAACCAUCGACGAUAUUUUCUCAUCGAAGUCAUCCAUUGAUACGAGAAAAUAAUAAUUCCUACGGUGCUACCAGUCGUAAUUUUCAUCAUGAUCAUCGAUCUAAUGAACAGUCUUCGUUCGCCAAUGAUUAUCGCUUACCCUAUUCACAAGUGAAUAGAUACAAUACAAACGAACAAACUCAAUCGAUACCAAAUUUACGGUCAAAUCAUUAUCAGAAUGUUAAUAAACCUAGUACCACAAGUCAAAAUGAUCAUCAUCGUUCAUAUUCUCGACAUCACUGUCAAUUAUUUCAACAGCAACAACAAAACAAUAAUAGCCAUGUGCGACAAGAGUAUGAAAAUAAUUUGUUGUCCGCUGAUGAACAUGAACAAUCACAUCCAAGUAUGAAACGUCGACGAUCAUCAAAUCAAAGUCGACUUCAAUCACCAACAAUCUCUUCCCCACCGCCACUACAACAAGAUCAUAAACGUUUAAGAUCCGUUCAAGAAAAUGAUUCAUAUACUCGACAAAAUCAUACUCAACGUCAACCAAGUAAUGAAAUAAUAGAUGACUUGGCCUUUCAACAUCCAGGUAUUUCAAAUUACCGUCCAUUUUCAAGUGAUUCUGAACAACAGUAUCAACGAUAUUGUCGUCAACAAUCAGGAAAUCCAUGGAUACGCCCGAUGCAAACACAAGCACAUGCACAACCACAAAGACCAACAACAUUAGAAUAUAAUGAUUGGCAUCGGCAUCAUGAUAUUUCGUCACGAGACGCAUCAUCACAAAAUCGCUCUCAACCUCAUGUACAUCCACCACAAGAACAGUCACAGUCAACUCGUGAGCAACAUUCUCAUCAUAAUCAGUCGCAACAUUAUCAACAACGACGGCGUCAGCAUCAUCAUCGGUCAACAACAAGAAGAAAUGAGGAAGAAAAUCAUCGCAGAGAAAUGAGAGACCGAUUAAAUUUUACAAAUGAUUUUAUAAGGACAAUUGUACCACAAUUACUCAAUGGACAUGAGGCAUUAACAGAUGGAUUGAUGAUGGAACUUGUAGCCGUGGCAUCACCGAGUGAUCAUGUUCAUCUUUUGUAUCCAGCUACAGUGACAAUUGAAAUAUCAGAAAUAAUUAGUUAUGCUGUUCCAGAAGAUGUCAUUGUUGGUCUUAGUAAGGCUGAAAUUGAUGCACUGCCAAUUGUUGUUUAUUCAAAGCCAACAGAUAGUAGUGGAGAUGAUGAUGUUGAUAAAUGUGCUGUUUGUUUAACAGUAUUUGAUCAUGGUGAACAACUGAAAAUAUUACGUUGUAAACAUUUAUAUCAUGACAAAUGUAUCGAUCCAUGGCUACAAUCGAACAGUUCUUGCCCAGUAUGUAGGCAUGAUUUACGUGAACAACCAUCAGAUUAA
Didymodactylos carnosus is the source of this 1647-nucleotide messenger RNA. The record is from the annotation of a GenBank genome assembly. NCBI's taxonomy places the organism in Eukaryota, Metazoa, Rotifera, Eurotatoria, Philodinida, Philodinidae.